AAAAGUCUCAGAUUAACAAGACUGAGAGACCUCAUCAAAACCGCUCCCUGGCUAGCUAGCUACCUCUCUUUCUUUGUUGAUCUUCAUCUUCUAAUUCUUCCAUGUCUAAUGAAUCUAGAGACCUUUAUUACCGAUCUCUCUUCCCUGACGAUCAACAUAAUAUGUCUGCAAACGCCGGCAUGUAUCAUGACCAGAAGCCCUCCAUUGCUGCUGGUUCUUCUGUUUACACUACUUCUUCGCGCGAGUUUGAUGCUGGAAACCUCAACUUCGCCGACUGCUUAAAUGGGUUGGUCGACUAUAAUUCUCUUGAGAAGGCCUUCGGCAUGUCGCCUUCUUCCUCUGAGGUGUUUUCUUCCGUUGAAGGUAAUCAGAAACUGGUUGGUCCUGAAGACUUAGGUGAAAACUUGGCGACCCCAAAUUCUUCCAUCUCUUCUUCUUCUACAGAGGCUGGUGCAGAAGAAGAUUCCGGCAAGAGUAAGAAAGAUGCGCAACCUAAAGGGUCGGAUGAUGGAGGAGAAACCUCUAAGAAAAUAAGCAAAGCAAAGAAACAAAAAGGAGAAAAGAGGCAGAAGGAACCGCGAGUUGCGUUCAUGACAAAGAGCGAGGUUGAUCAUCUUGAAGAUGGGUAUAGAUGGAGAAAAUACGGACAAAAAGCUGUCAAGAAUAGUCCUUAUCCAAGAAGCUAUUAUAGGUGCACUACUCAGAAAUGCACAGUCAAGAAACGUGUGGAGAGAUCUUUUCAAGAUCCAUCGAUUGUGAUCACGACGUAUGAAGGCCAACACAAUCACCCCAUCCCCACAACGCUGAGAGGCAACGCCGCCGGAAUGUUCCGGCCUUCUAUGUUAACGCCGACGCCGAUCGACAUGUCGAGCUACGCUCAUCAUGAAUGGCUCGGGAGUUACUUGCCCGGUGCAGGCAUACAUAAUAACCAUGGUAGUGGUGCAGGCGCUUUGCAAAUGCACCCACAGAAUAAUGUUAACGUCUCUUUUGAGCAGUAUCAUCAACCACAGCUUCCUGAUUACGGGCUUUUGCAGGACGUAGUUCCUUCUAUGUUCCUCAAAAGAGAGCCAUGAAUGAUUGAAUGCCCGAUGGAUAUUAUGAUGAUUAAUUUAUCUCCAAUAUCUCCAUAUCCGCUGCUUCCCCCUCUCAUUGUAAAUACUCCUACUAGCUAGAGAGGUACUUGAAUUUUUUUUUUCUUUCCCUAUUUUGUUUCUAACCUUUUCGAGCACAACGAUGAUUAUCUAUAGCUACUAUAUAUAUAUAUAUUU
Molecule: messenger RNA, 1268 nt
Organism: Pistacia vera
Lineage: Eukaryota; Viridiplantae; Streptophyta; Magnoliopsida; Sapindales; Anacardiaceae
Product: WRKY transcription factor 71-like
Exons: 3
Coding region: 102-1073 (323 amino acids)
Biological process (GO): regulation of DNA-templated transcription
Molecular function (GO): sequence-specific DNA binding; DNA-binding transcription factor activity
Source: RefSeq, a predicted model, not a curated record